UUGUGUACAGUUGUUUAAUAUUAUACUGGAUGUAUAGUAGUAUACUUUUGUCAUUUUUUUCGUUAUCAGCGACGUGAUAGUUGAUAUCAGAGUGAUUGACAACUGUUCUUUGUCUUAUUGGGAGGUUGUACAACUUCCGCAUGUACGUGUGAUGAGCGGCUGACUACCAAUCUUGCGUCAUGUGUUCAUGUGUUGCGCUGACGUUACUUUUUAGGCAUUCCGAUAACGUCUGGGAAACGAUUUAUGAGUACUUAGCAUUACGUAUAUUGACAGUAUUGAUCUACACCUUACUGUAUCAACCACCUCCAUAAGUGUAGGCGUGCUGGCUGCGACACAUCUCAGUUCAUACCAGAGCUUUGAUCGUUUUCCGUGUCUGUCGUAUAGUGAUGGCUAAACGCACUCAGCCAAAUUGGAAACCACCAGAACUUGCUGAAGGGCCAAAAUUAAGGCUUUACAACAGCCUUACAAGGCAAAAGGAAGUGUUCAUACCUCAAAAUGGACGAGAAAUUAAAUGGUAUAGUUGUGGACCUACGGUCUAUGAUGCAUCGCACAUGGGCCACGCCAGGUCAUAUAUCUCAUUUGAUAUUCUUCGCCGUGUACUCUCUAAUUAUUUUGGGUACGAUGUGAAAUAUGUAAUGAACAUUACAGAUAUUGAUGAUAAGAUUAUCAAACGUGCUCGUCAGAAUUACUUGUAUGAACGAUAUGAGUCUGAGAACAAAGAACUUCCACUAAUACUGAAUGAUGUAAAGGGAGUGAUGGAACAGAUGCAAGGGUGGGUUUCUGCUGCAGAGGAUCCUGAUCGAAAAGCAAUGCUUGAGAAAAUGCUUUCUCGUAUGAGUGAUGCAGUAAGUGAUCUCGAAGAUGCAGUGAAAAGAAAUGACAAUAUUGCCACUCAGGAAGCACAGAAACUGCUGCUGAAGGAAGCUAGAGAUCCACUUGCAGAAUGGCUGGAUCAACGAGAAGGAGCAUCUGUUAAUGACAUCUCGAUAUUUGCAAAAUUAUCGCGACACUGGGAAUCUGAAUUUCACAAAGAUAUGGAUGCAUUAAAUGUCCUCCGUCCAAAUGUUCUUACUCGUGUGAGUGAGUAUAUUCCUGAAAUAAUAAAUUAUAUUGAGAAGAUAAUAGCAAAUGGCAUAGCCUAUGAAUCCAAUGGCUCUGUAUAUUUUGAUGUUGCGGCUUUUGAUGCCAGAAAGAACCAUUUUUAUGCAAAAUUGGUUCCUGAAGCAUAUGGGGAUGCAAAGUCACUUCAGGAUGGUGAAGGUGACCUGUGUAUAUCAGAAGAUCGACUGAAAGAGAAACGUUCUGCAAAUGACUUUGCUCUGUGGAAAAAGUCAAAAGCAGGAGAGCCGUGGUGGGACUCGCCAUGGGGUCAUGGUCGCCCAGGGUGGCAUAUUGAGUGCUCUGUAAUGGCAUCUAAUAUUCUUGGUGAAUCAAUGGACAUUCACACAGGAGGUGUUGACCUACGUUUCCCACACCAUGACAAUGAACUAGCCCAGGCUGAGGCCUACUAUGACAAUAGUCACUGGGUCCGAUAUUUUCUACAUUCAGGUCAUUUAACGAUUGCUGGCUGCAAAAUGUCAAAAUCUUUGAAGAAUUUUGUAACAAUACACGAUGCUUUGAAGAAACAUUCAGCAAGACAACUGAGAUUUGCUUUUCUUCUACAUUCAUGGAAAGACACAUUGGAUUACAGUAGUAAUACCAUGGAAAUGGCUGCACAAUAUGAGAAGAUGCUUAAUGAGUUUUUCCUCACUGUGAAAGAUAUGAGUCGCUGCACUCUCGCAGAAACAAAUUUGGAUUCCUUCCAAAAAUGGAGAGAGGAAGAGCACUCACUCAGUGAAAGAUUCUUGGCAACAAGAGAUGGAGUGCAUGCUGCUUUGUGUGACAAUAUAGACACACGAACAGCACUCGAUCACGUCCGAGAACUUGUAGCUGUAUGUAAUGUCUAUCAACGAAAUUGCCGUUCUGUGGGACGUGAGAGUAAUUGUGUUCUGUUAUGGGAUAUUGCAAGCUACAUUACAAAACUGAUGAAAAUUUUUGGUACCAUCCCAGAUGAUGGCUCCUUAGGUUUUCCAGCAUCUUCUGUUUCAUCAAGCCAGAAUGUAGAGCAGAUAGUCAUGCCUUACUUGACAAUACUAUCUGAAUUCCGUGACAGUGUAAGGUCAUUAGCACGGCAGUUAAAAGCAUCAUCAAUUUUGUCAGAAUGUGAUAGGCUCAGAGAUGAAAUUUUACCCGAUGUGGGAGUGCGCAUUGAAGAUUUAGAAGGAAGAGCAUCUGCUAUCAAGCUGGUUGAUAGGGAGACACUAUUGGCAGAACGCGAGGCCCGACGAAAGCAGGAGGCAGAGAAGGCUGCAGAAAAGGAGCGAAAAAAGGCUGAAAUGGCAGCUGCUCAGGCAGCAAAAGACGCUCAGCGCAAAAUCCCUCCCUGGGAUAUGUUCAAGCAUGAAACUGAUAAAUAUUCUCAAUUUGAUGAAAAGGGCAUUCCUACCCAUGAUAAAGAAGGGAAAGAGCUAAGCAAAGGUCAGAUCAAAAAACUACAGAAGCUUCAGCAGGCUCAGGAGAAAAAAUACAAUGAUUAUUUAUCCUCACUCAAAGAGAAUAGUCUUCCAAAUGGACUCUGAUAUUGAAGAAGUAGAAGAAACAGAGAUUUGUAUUUCUGUUCUGUCAUGUGAACUGAUAUUUAUUUAGUGUGUGUUCUUCUGGAGUACCUAAUUUAUUUUUCAUGUUUUUAAUUUAACUGUGUAAAUGUUGUUUGUAAUGAAAGAAUAAAAGAGAUAUAGUUAUUUGUCUGUUGCUGACUGAGAGGCAAAAGGAAAAGGUCAAACAACUUGCUUGACUGUGUAUGUAAAGUCUAAUGUGCACAUACAAAGCUAGGAAUAUUGUCAGGGAUGUAAAUGUGUCAGUACUGAAGUAUUAGGAGAAGUAAAGCUUACGAUCUGUUCCAUUUUUAAUUUUUUUUUUUUUUUAAACUUAAAAAUCAAACAUGGAUCAAUGUUGUUGUGAUACUGAUAGUUUGACUGUGAUUAGUGACUGUUGUCAAGAAGUUGAUGCUGUUUUGUUUGACAAGCUUGAAAAUGCUAAAUACAUGCAGUGUAUAUGGAAACCAAAUUAACAGCAAACCUCUUAAUUACUUGUAUUGUAUUUAAUUAUAUCAUUUUUAUGUUUAAUCACUGCCAUAAUUUCAUUUUUAAACUUUUCCAUUCCUUUCUUCUUAUUGUCUCAUGUUCUGAACACAUAAAGGAAAAAAAGUCAGUUUCAUUUGUCAGUAUUUAAAACCAUCUGGUUUUAUUAAAAGUGUAUGAUAUUCCUUAUAACUCCAGUUUAUUGUCAUAGAUGCGAGUAUCAUAUUUUAUGGCACAAAGCCAUUGAAAGGUUUUGUUUAACCAUGAAACAUUAUUGAUCUCUUUAUGCUGUAUAGCUCCUGUGGGGCUUGUACUAAUGAGUAUAUUUUUGUCUUACUGAAGGCAGCCAAGAUUAAUAACAUGUUUAUUUGUAAAUAGUUGUAUUUUUAAAUAUUUUGUGAUUGUCAACUGCCCUGUGGUUGUAUGUAAGCAACCCACAGUUCAUGAAUUUUUGUGGUGAUGGUUGCAGUUAUAUUUGGGUUAUGUUGAAUGACUUUAAUCUGACAUUUUUAACUUGACUGAUCACACUGAGAGAUUACCAUAUGUGUGUGCCUUUUGAAUAUAUGUAAUUACUGAAAUAUAUGAACUAUGUGCAGUGGAUCAUUUUACUUGUGCAUUAAAACUAAAACUAUAGUUUUAACUUUGUCUUUUUCAUUUCAUGUGACUCGAAGUCAUUCCUUUCAGCUUGACUUGCUCCAGCAUUACAAUAAAUGCAUCGUUUUGCAUUUGCAUAUAAUUCUCUUAUUUUGUAACUCGGGAGAGCUGACAUUUAAUAAUGUACUUCAGUUUGUUCAGAGUACAUAGAGAAUUUCACCAGGUUAGUUAUUUGUUUUUGAUAACUAGAAUAAAAGGUCAUGAGUGUCAUAUGGCCUGUGUUCUGUGUGAAUGAUUAAUUUCUGCUGAUUGUAAUAAGGGGAAAAAUGUGGAAUGUAAAUAAGUUUUGGCCUCCAGAUAACCAUACUUCCUUAUAAACCACUGCUGAUAAGAAAAAUUAUAUUUAUAGCAUUGUUAAUGUCAUUUAAUUCAAAAGAAAUGCAUCAAUGCAGGCAAUCUGCAGAACAUACAUGUUUAUCAGGCAUCAGUAGAAAUUGAAAAAGAUGUGCACUAGAAAUUUAUAUUCUGCUACUCAAUUCUAUCUUCGGCUAAGAGUUUUAAGCAUACAACACAUUUUGAGCACUAAAGUAUAAAAUUUAAAAUCGGGCUGAUGCAUGAAGUUUGUUUCAAAAGAGGACUGUAGGACUGAUCUUUUCCAUUUUCUUAGUAGCAUGGGAAUAAUUUCCUAAAGCAGUACAAAACAAUUGUGAAAAAAACUGGCAAAAUGGUAUUUAAAGAUAAGAUGAUUUCAAAGUGCUGUUAAGUACAAAACAUUUGAAAUUCAUUAAAAAAAUCAUUGGUAGAUCAGUGCGCAUUGUAAUCAGAUUGUAAUAAUAAAAUCACUGAUUUUAAUCUUGGUAGUAGCAUACUUUUUUAA
Schistocerca cancellata (South American locust) is the source of this 4590-nucleotide messenger RNA. It is a transcript of the gene CysRS, whose product is annotated as cysteine--tRNA ligase, cytoplasmic. Gene Ontology annotation, biological process: cysteinyl-tRNA aminoacylation. The record is from RefSeq and is a predicted model, not a curated record. Gene Ontology annotation, molecular function: ATP binding; cysteine-tRNA ligase activity. Gene Ontology annotation, cellular component: cytoplasm. The transcript is spliced from 12 exons. Lineage: Eukaryota; Metazoa; Arthropoda; Insecta; Orthoptera; Acrididae. Bases 387 to 2618 code for a protein of 743 amino acids.